This is a messenger RNA of Salmo salar (Atlantic salmon), 4707 nucleotides long. RefSeq names its product myeloid-associated differentiation marker-like protein 2. Gene Ontology annotation, cellular component: membrane. Lineage: Eukaryota; Metazoa; Chordata; Actinopteri; Salmoniformes; Salmonidae. The record is from RefSeq and is a predicted model, not a curated record.
CAGUGGGAGAGAGAGAGAGAGAGGGAGGGAGAGAGAGAAAUAGCGUGUGAGAGAGAGACACGGAAGAAGAGAGGGAGAAAGAGGGACACGAGACAGAGAUCAGACAGUGAGGAGGACUUUUCCAGAGAGCUGGAAGGAUUACAAGGACAGAGCUGAUCAGUGUUGGACCUUGACAAGCCUAGUACAGCUGCCUGCAUGGGACACAGGACUACAACCAGAACAACAACCUAACCCCCCCGUUCUAUAGUGGGUUAUUAUUGGAGCACUCCUCCAUGUUCAUGUAACUGUACUGCGUUUGGAUGAGCCUGUUGAUGGAUUGUUGGUCUCUGGAUCUCUGGAGUGACGUGUUGGGAGCGAGGAGCUUGUUGCUCUUCCAUAACCUGAAGGAGAAGUGAACGACAAGACCCUUUGUGACUGAGUUGGACUUCUCAGUUAAAACACAAGGGUAAUGUUAUAUCUGGCCACCGUCAAUCUCAAUCUGUGACUUUAUCUCAAUAUGUGUUUAUUGAUACAAGCAUCUGUAAGAAACUAGACAGAUCACUUGGGUCAACAUUAAAUUAUUACCGUUAGAGAAGCAAAGAAGUUACACGAUUUGAUGUUAUUUGAGAAUCCAAAAUUGCUAAACUGUUGACAGGGAAGAUGAAAUCAGCACUGCUCAAGGCUCUGACUGCGUUGUAAGUUGAACACCAUUGUGGCCGACUGUAACCUGAUCUCCAACACACUGCAGUAAUUACAAGGUGCAUGCAGGGAAACAUAGAGAGAGAUUUGUAAUUAGACUUGUCUAUAAAAAGAGCCAGGCAAAGGGCGAGGUCCCCACACAGAGAGAGAGAAAGGCGGAGAGUCAGGCCAAAGACACCCAGCUUGAAGGGAGGGAGGGGGGCUGUCUGGAGGCAUAGGAAGGAGGCUGCCUGGAGGCAUAGGAAGGAGGCCAACUGGAGGCAUAGGAAGGAGGCUGCAACUGGAGUCAUAGGAAGGAGGCCAACUGGAGGCAUAGGAAGGAGGCUGCCUGGAGGCAUAGGAAAGAGGCUGCCUGGAGGCAUAGGAAGGAGGCCAACUGGAGGCAUAGGAAGGAGGCCAACUGGAGGCAUAGGAAGGAGGCCAACUGGAGGCAUAGGAAGGAGGCUGCCUGGAGGCAUAGGAAGGAGGCCAACUGGAGGCAUAGGAAGGAGGCUGCAACUGGAGGCAUAGGAAGGAGGCCAACUGGAGGCAUAGGAAGGAGGCCAACUGGAGGCAUAGGAAGGAGGCUGCCUGGGGGCAAAGGAAAGAGGCUGCCUGAGGGCAUUGUUGAGUGUAAGUGACACCCAGACCCAGACAGCAACGACACCUAACCUGGAGUCAUCAUUGGGAAGAAGAGACACCCAGACAGCUUUUGGCAAUUAGGGGACAGGAGGUGUGACCAUGGACCCCCAAGGCGGACACUACCUGAACAAGGCGGCGGUGCUGUCUCCUCUAGGAGCGGCCCGUAUGCUCCAGCUCCUCCUGGGCUGCACCAUCAUAGCCCUGGUGGCCCACAGCGCCGGAUACAACCACGCCUAUGGUAUCUACUGCAUGUUUGUGUGGUGCUUCUGCUUCGCCAUGACCCUGCUGGUGUUCACCAUGGAUGUGACACGCCUCCCCUGCUGCAUGCCCAUUUCCUGGGACAACCUCACCGUGGCGUUCGCCAUGCUCGCCACACUCAUGUAUGUCGCCGCCUCCGUCGUCUACCCCGUCUACUUCCUGCGCUCUCAGUGCUCCAAGUCCGACGGGGGCUGCGAGGUGCGCAACUACCGCAUCGCUGUCACCGUGUGCUCCAGUUUCUGCUGCUUCGCCUACGCGGCUGAGGUGUUCCUGACCCGGGCCAAACCCGGCCGUGUGGUGGGCUACAUGGCCACCAUGUCAGGCCUGCUCAAGGUGGUCCAGGCCUUUGUGGCCUGCAUUAUAUUCGGGGCCCUGGCCAACGGCAGCGAGUACAACCGCCACAUCCCCACUCAUUACUGCGUGGUGGUCUACAGCCUGUGCUUCUCCAUCACCGUGGUCGUGAUCGCUGUGACCGUGUCGGGAAAAGCCUCGGCUCUGCCCCUGCGUUUCCCCUUCGACCGCUUCGUGAUCAUCUACACGUUCCUGGCGACGCUGCUGUACCUGAGCGCCGCCCUGGUGUGGCCCAUCUUUAGCUUCGACAGGAAGUAUGGCACGCCGGGUCGCCCCGACGGCUGUCCCUGGGAGAACUGUCCCUGGGACAGCAAGCUGGUGGUGGCGGUGUUCACCCAUGUCAACAUGGUGCUGUACUUCAGUGACCUAAUCUACUCCCAGAGGAUCCGCUUUGUCUCCCACUCCGCUGCCUGAGGACCCCUCCACCCUCCUCACUUCACUCUGCUGCCUGAGGACCCCUCCACCCUCCUCACUCCACUCUGCUGCCUGAGGACCCCUCCACCCUCCUCACUCCACUCUGCUGCCUGAGGACCCCUCCACCCUCCUCACUCCACUCUGCUGCCUGAGGACCGCUCCACCCUCCUCUCUCCACUCUGAUGCCUGAGGACCCCUCCUCACUCCUGGGGACCCCUCUACCCUCCUCACUCCUGGGGUGAAUCUCAAAAGUCUUUCCUCGGUUCCUCAUUGGACAUGGCGUACGAGGUAAGGGAGGAGAGCAUUGGAGAAGACAAGAGGAGAUACGAUAUUUGAAUGGACUUCUGCCUCGCUCUGACAUUGUGAGGAGGCGUGGAGAGGGGAUACGAGGAGUAGAGGCUAUAGACUUUUGAGUUGCACCCCUGGCCCUCAGAGACAGACAGAGACCACACUGGAAAUGACACACAGCAUCUCCACUCAAGAACCUCUGAAUGCCCCAUGCCUACUACAGAUUGCAUAUCGCCUCAAUUAUGUUAUGGCUUUGUGCCUUGUUGUGUCUUUCUUAACAUCAGUGUUGUGUCUUUCUUAACAUCAGUGCUGUCUUUCUUAACAUCAGUGCUGUCUUUCUUAACAUCAGUGCUGUGCCUUUCUUAACAUCAGUGUUAUGUCUUUCGUAACAUCAGUGUUAUGUCUUUCCUAACAUCAGUGUUGUGUCUUUCUUAACAUCAGUGCUGUGUCUUUCUUAACAUCAGUGCUGUGUCUUUCUUAACAUCAGUGUUGUGUCUUUCGUAACAUCAGUGUUAUGUCUUUCUUAACAUUAGUGCUGUGUCUUUCUUAACAUCAGUGCUGUGCCUUUCUUAACAUCAGUGCUGUGUCUUUCUUAACAUCAGUGCUGUGCCUUUAACAUCAGUGUUAUGUCUUUCGUAACAUCAGUGUUGUCUUAACAUUAGGGUUAUGUCUUUCCUAACAUCAGUGUUGUGUCUUUCUUAACAUCAGUGCUAUCUUUCUUAACAUCAGUGUUGUGUCUUUCUUAACAUCAGUGUUGUGUCUUUCUUAACAUCAGUGUUGUUAACAUCAGUGUUACGUCUUUCUUAACAUCAGUGUUGUGUCUUUCUUAACAUCAGUGCUGUGCCUUUCUUAACAUCAGUGUUGUGUCUUUCUUAACAUCAGUGUUGUGUCUUUCUUAACAUCAGUGUUGUGUCUUUCUUAACAUCAGUGAUGUGUCUUUCUUAACAUCAGUGCUGUCUUUCUUAACAUCAGUGUUGUGUCUUUCUUAACAUCAGUGUUGUUAAUAUCAGUGUUACGUCUUUCUUAACAUCAGUGUUGUCUUUCUUAACAUUAGUGUUGUGUCUUUCUUAACAUCAGUGUUGUUAACAUCAGUGUUACGUCUUUCUUAACAUCAGUGUUAUGUCUUAACAUUAUUAUCAGUAGUAUCAGUAUUAUAAUCUCUAAGAGAAACCUGAGACAAGGGCCAGUACUGUUGUAGGCACUCUGUCUUAUGGUGCAGUACAUUGGUUUAAUUCAGAGCUUUGAACAUGUUGGGCAACAUUUUCGUAGUGCAAAAGCGAUGUGCUAAACACAAAAGAAAUCUGUAAACCUCAUAAUCUGGCAGUGUGAUUUAAACUGAAACUUUUCCUCUACAAUCUGCGUUAUAAAGAAGCUAUUAUUUAUAAGGUUUAGUAAACUGAGCAAUCGAUAAAAUGUAGUCGCCUACUAAUAAUGCACAUUGUUGAAAAACAUUUUCAAGAUUAUAACGAGGUUCAUGGUCAUUUUUGUACUUUGCUUUUGUACUAUGAACAUGUCGCCCAUUAUGUAUUGAAGGAUGUCAUAAAUCAUCAUUGGGUUGUUUUCAUGUCUUGAAAUAGUCUGUUUUAUUUAUUGUGUUUCAAGAAACUUUUAUCUUAACUAAGAUGUUUUUUCUAAUAAUGACAAUAAUGUAUAAAAAAUGUAAUGUGUAGUGUGUUGAAUUGGCUUUCCAUCAUUGAGUACUUUUGGUGUUUAUACUAACACCCAACUGCAUGUUUCAACUUCAACUCUUGUUUUAGUCUAAGUUCAGUCAGUGUGUAGAUUAAUUUUGAGCUGAAUGUUCAGUGUAUCAACUGUCAAUACGAAAUUGGUAAUAUACAGUAUGUGUGAGUGUGUGCAUGAGUGUGAGUGUGAGUGUGUGUGUGUGUGUGUGUAAGGGGGGGUUAUGGAAUUGACUGCAUAGGUACAUCUACCACUUUUUGAUAUGUGAUGUCUGCACUGCAAAACAUCCCUGAACACUGUAUUGUAAUGAAAACCAUGCGAUGUACUCAAUGAUAUAAACCGAUAGAAAAGUUCUGAAACUUGUGAAUAUUCAGAAUGUCAUUAAAAUGAACAGAUUGUUUGGUCUGUGCGCCUGUU